GCACCUGCUGCAAAGAGGAAGGAGCUCGAGGACUACGCACCUGCUGCAAAGAGGGAGGAGCUCGAGGACUACGCACCUGCUGCAAAGAGAAAGGAGCUCGAGGACUACGCACCUGCUGCAAAGAGGGAGGAGCUCGAGGACUACGCACCUGCUGCAAAGAGGAAGGAGCUUGAGGACUACGCACCUGCUGCAAAGAGAAAGGAGCUCGAGGACUACGCACCUGCUGCAAAGAGGGAGGAGCUCGAGGACUACGCACCUGCUGCAAAGAGGAAGGAGCUUGAGGACUACGCACCUGCUGCAAAGAGAAAGGAGCUCGAGGACUACGCACCUGCUGCAAAGAGAAAGGAGCUCGAGGACUACGCACCUGCUGCAAAGAGGGAGGAGCUCGAGGACUACGCACCUGCUGCAAAGAGAAAGGAGCUCGAGGACUACGCACCUGCUGCAAAGAGGGAGGAGCUCGAGGACUACGCACCUGCUGCAAAGAGAAAGGAGCUCGAGGACUACGCACCUGCUGCAAAGAGAAAG
Suillus bovinus is the source of this 525-nucleotide messenger RNA. RefSeq lists its product as uncharacterized. NCBI's taxonomy places the organism in Eukaryota, Fungi, Basidiomycota, Agaricomycetes, Boletales, Suillaceae. The transcript has a single exon. The annotation marks the transcript as partial. The record is from RefSeq and is a predicted model, not a curated record.